Eucalyptus grandis is the source of this 606-nucleotide messenger RNA. RefSeq names its product anther-specific proline-rich protein APG-like. Lineage: Eukaryota; Viridiplantae; Streptophyta; Magnoliopsida; Myrtales; Myrtaceae. The transcript has a single exon. The record is from RefSeq and is a predicted model, not a curated record. The coding region runs from base 1 to 606 and encodes 201 amino acids.
AUGAGCCCCCACGCCGCCCCGCUGCAGCCCACGCCCCCGCGCCCCUGCGCCCCUGCGUCGCCUGCUGUCAGCCUUCAUCAGCGAGCACCCGUGCCAGCCCUGCUGCCUCUGCUCUGUUCCGGGCCCCCUCGCCUCACCUGCAACCCGCGAGACCGGCGAACCCGCGGCUGCCCCUGCUCUGUUCCGGCUCCCUUGUUGUUCGAUCUCAGCUGCCGCUGGUCACUGCGCCUCUGGAGCUCCGAACUAGUGAGCCCCUUGCCAGCCACCUCCGCCACCAACGCCACAGAAGCUGGUCCCACUUGCCCUUGCUACUCUGCCCCGACACCUGCAGCGCCUUCGCCGGAGCCCGAUCCGCUCAGACCUCCGCCCAGAUCUGCUCGAGCACCAGCGGCACCGCCCUCCACCCGAAGCCGCGAAGCCACCGAGCCGCAUCGGUCACCUCACCAGCACCGCCUGUGCCCGCCGCGAGCUUGCCCUGCUGCACCUCUACCCGCCGGUCAUCGAGCCAUCUCCGAAUUGCCGGACCGCCGGAGCUCAACACCUCCGCAACCUCCGAUCGACGGUGAUGCCACCGUUACAGUUGCUGCCCUUCACUGGAGCCAGUGA